AUGGCAUCUCUCACGGAGAGCAGCAUGGGCAGUGUGCCCAUUGAAGAGCUGAGAGCCGCAGCGCUGCGACUUGACCAGUACAAGGAACCUAGUCAUGGCGCGCAGGUUGUAUCAGCAGAUGAUCUGAAUGGCCAACAAAGCAUUGCUCAGGACUCCAAUGCGAGCGACGAGGCCGGCAACAGCAAAGGCGCAACUGUGCCCGAAUCAAUCGAGCAACGCAUCCCGAACGACUCGCUACCGAGAGCGAGAGAGCGCCUCCACGCCGCGCCGGUCAGCGCGUCCCCGGUGAAGAUGCCAGCUCUCAGAGAGGGAGAGUGGGUGGAGAUACCAAAGGCUGCUUCCUUCAUGGAAGGAGGUGGCGAUACGCAGCCAUGGGCUUCACAAGCUGUUCUUGAGACGAGCAAGUCAAUGAUUGCAGACGGGCAGACAACUCCACAGAGGCCUCACACAGUCGCAAGCCACACGCCCAAUACGUAUUGCUCCACUGUCGAUGGUCACAUUGAUUUGGGCAUUGAGAAUAUGCCGUCCUUGACUUCACAGGCGGGAUAUGGGUCUUACGGGAGAAACACGGAUAUGGCUGAAUCGGCUGCUGUGGCAGCGUCGCCUACAACCUCACAAGCGGAGAACGACCUCUUGCGGGAAGAUACACAGCCACAGACAGAGGCUCGGACAUCGUCGAGAGACUUUCCAGCUACGCCAGCGCUUGCUGGUCAAAAGCGUGCACGAACUGGAGAGCUACUGACUUCAGUAACAACGAUAAGCAAGACGCCUCACUAUUCACAGUAUUUUCGAGACGGUGAGAAGCCGCCCACUAUGACCAACACACAACUCUUUCGCGCUACAGACAGCUCUCCCUUGUCAGCUCCGCCCAGCGAUCCUAUCUUGUCCCGACCUUCGCCGCAUACCAAUGGUUUCGACAGACCGUCCUCUCCUACGGUGUUCUCGUCACCGGAACUACGUCGUCCGCUUGGGCGUGCAGCUUCACUUGCACAACCCGAACCUAUGACACGAUAUAUCAGCAUGAAAGAGUCGCAGGAAAUGAGGAGACAGCGGAUCGAGGCAGCUAAGUUGAACGGCAAGGAGGGUGAAGUGGAAGACGAGAUUGAUGAAUUUGAAGAUUCAUGGGAUCGUAGGCCGCGACGUGGCAUACCACGUCCUCGUCCUCAUUCCGAGCACCUGUCGAGAGUCACGGCGCCAGCACGAUCAAGCUCUCGCUCUAGAUCAGCUCACGAUGCGAUAGAGAUCAAGGAUACACCCGAUACGUCCAGGAAAGCAAGCGAAUGGAACGACUUUGUGGUCGGCUUUGCGGUAGGCCCGCAGCAAGCCAUCGAGGAUGAGGACGAAGACCAAGAAAUGGCCGAAACCCAAGACCUGCCGGAGGAAUGCAACGUCCAGUUUAGCGAGCGGGACGAUCCUGGAGUCAGCGAUGCCGAACCGGAGGAGCAUGGAGAUGUGGAGAUCGAGGAUGUGGACAACGACGAAUACGAUGAGUUCGGCCAAGGACUACGCAGUCAGGCUGAUGACAUUGCUCAGGAUGACGAUGAUAUGGCGGCAGAAGCUCCGGCGGAGCAAGGAGAUGUUACCAUGGAGGAUGUCGACGACCCUCGCGAAACAGAACAUGCAGCCGUUGAGAAAGUGCAGAGCUCUGCUAGGACAUCGCAACGAUCUGCGGUAGCCAAUUCGCAACCCACGGCAACACAUCCGGACCACCCUUCGGCAUCACAGCAGGCAGUACAAUACUCAUCAUACGUACCUGGCUCACAGCACCAGGGCAGGACCAGUGAAGACACAGCAUUACUCAGAGCUCCUCAUGCCAGCGAGCAAAGCCGAGUUGCCGCCUCGCAACUGCAGACCGAAGAAAGCACUGAGACGAGUGUCAGUGGCAACAGGAUUCCAAGCAGCCCUCCUGUUCAAGUGAACGCGAAUCCUAUCUACGACGAUCAUGUUGAAGCGUCGAAGGGUAGACCCGGUCCUCUGGGGCAUGCUGAGCAAGCAGAGGUUCAGGAAAGCGAUGUGAUCGAGAACGGAGUUUCGGAAUUGCAUUCAGCAAAUGGGCCGGAUGACAGUGUGCCACUAUAUUCGACUGCACGCACGCAUGUAUCUGGCUCGGCACCAUCACCCGCAAGGAACAAAAUGGUCGGUCUAUCGCAGCAGCUGGGACAGAGUCAGCGAAGCAAGUCCACGGACCAGUCGCCCUCCAUUCGUCGUUUUGCAGAUUUCGCUGCAUCAGGGUCGAUGCCAAUGAACCACAGCAUGGGCAUAGACUAUAGCCAGCCAGAUGUUGUGGCCCUCGUGGAUACGCUCUUUACUGCCGAAGACAAACAGGUGCACGACCUAAUGUCAGACGAUCAUGUCGAGACUCCGAGAACUAAGCGAGUCAAGCGGAGCCAUAAGAACUCGUCCAUCACCGCAAUAUCGCCUCACAGGCGUUCAGGAGGCGAGGGCGAGAGCACCGAGAUCAAUGCUCUGCAGGAAAGCGAUGCGGGCGCUGCGUUGACCAUAGAUGGGCCAUUUUCAACAGAGGCAGGAGCUGUUUCCGAGGGGCAGAACAUCGUUGAGGCAGCGUCCGUCGAGUUUGGGAAUGCUCGUUCAAACGCGAUGGAGAGCCGAAGCCCUUCGCCGCCUCCAGCGCUCAUGGACAGUCCAAGCAAAGCGAACCAGAUGUUGGCUGUCUUGACUGACGAUGAGGACGAGAAGACACGCGAAUCGACUACUGAGAGCGUGCGAAUUCGCGAAGAGGCUGGUCGUGCUGCCGUAUCACAGCUUGUGUCUUUGCGAACUUCCACUAAGGGAAAGAAGUCGAAACAGAAGACAUAUUCUCGAGGGUCUCGGCGCAAGUCAGCGAAGUCAGGGGUCCAGGCUUCAGGUAGGACCAGCACGGCCAGAGCGCUCACACCUGUGAGUGGCGAUGAUGAACCUCAUGACAGCGAGCAACAAGCCGCAAGCGAUCAGGGAUCUGCUGCCAUUCCGUCACCGAAUCUGGAGACAACGCCUAUCUCAGCGGAGGAAGGCGAAGGGCAACCUUCAACACAGAGUCGUGCUACGCGUUCGUCAACAUCAUUGGACCUAGUCGGUGCUGGUGCGGAUGUCAUUACCCCAACCACUGAACCAGUAGUCGUCGCUCCAGAACGUGUUUUCGUAUUGUUCAAAGGCACGCCACAGCACUUCUAUCCUGCUACUUGGCUCGGAGCAUCUCCGGAUCACACGACCUACAAGGUCAAGUUUGACGACAACACUGUCACAAAUAUUGAGUACUAUCAUGUCCGCCGUCUCGAGUUGCGCCUCGGUGACGUCGUCAAGGUCGAUGAUGACAAGAAGCGCAAGAAGAAUUGGGUCGUGGUCGGCUUUGGACCGGUCGCAACAACUGACGAGGAGCGUGCGCUAGGUACCGACAUCUAUGGCCACACUCAUGUCAAAGUGCAGCUGAAGGGGGAUCGUGAGAGCCUGUCGAAAUCCACCUCCUCGGAAGCUGCAGACGUGACCCAGACAGUACUGGUUAAUCUCUUGUACUUGACGUUCAUGAUGUGGCACCCCUUCAAAGACCGAGCAUUUGAACCUCCGUCUGAUGCAAUCACGACACGACCCUCAACUCCUACAAGCGCCCGCACCAGUACUCCUUCUGCUGCAGGAUCGCCCUCCUCACGACCUCGGCGAGCCUACGCUCCUUCUGCAAAGACCAAGUCUGCACGUCCGUCCAAUCUGCGAGAGACGUCCCUGGCGUCUUCAUCGGCAACGAGUUCGACUAGUGCCAUCUUUGAUGGUAUGGCGUUUGCCAUCUCUUAUGUCACGCCCGACGAAGAGAAGCAGCAGGUGACGGAUUUGAUCCAGCAACACGGUGGUACUGUUUUGGAGGAGGGUUUCGAAGAACUGUUCGAUCUGCCCGACAUCAACGGCAAAAAUGCGGGCACCCCAUCAAAGAAGUCGCCACGUAGGAAGGAUCACGCGGAAUCAAAUCCUGGUCUCCAACUCAAGAGCAAGUUCAAGGACCUCAAGUUCGCUGCGCUCAUCGCAGAUCGUCACAGCAGACGUGCAAAGUACAUGCAGGCACUGGCUUUAGGUCUACCAACGAUCUCAGGUCGCUGGAUACUGCACUCCUUGGAGAGUACAAAGAACCCCGCUGGAGAUCAGAGCGGACCUUUGCCAUGGGAUCGUUAUCUUCUGCCAGCUGGAGAAAGCACAUACUUGAAUGCUGUACGAUCACGCUCUCUAACUCCUUACGAUGCGGCCACUGCCGUUCUGAGCGACCUUGUCGAGAACCGAAUGCGCCUUCUGAGGAACGAAAGUUUGAUCCUUGUGGCUCCAAAGACUGGCUCCGCGAACAUGGAGAAGCGCAAGACUUUUGCAUUCUUGACACUGGCUUGUGGCGCAGGCCGAGUCAAGCGUGUUUACGACAUAGCAGAGGCGAAGAAACUCACACUCGAUGAUCCUGACACCUGGAAGUGGGUGUACGUCGAUUCUUCUGUGGCCGAAGCUGAGAAGGUUCUCUUUGGUAGGGCUGCAGCUGCAAGCAAGAAGAAGAAACGCGGAAGCGAGGCGAACAAUGUCGCUCCGGAGAAGAUGUCGGCUACGGAUGGAGUUGUGAAGCUUGUCAAUGACGAGUUCGUGAUUCAGAGUCUUAUUCUGGAGGCUUUGGUCGAGUAA
Messenger RNA from Cercospora beticola, 4641 nucleotides. RefSeq names its product chromatin-binding protein RAD9 (gene RAD9). Lineage: Eukaryota; Fungi; Ascomycota; Dothideomycetes; Mycosphaerellales; Mycosphaerellaceae. Gene Ontology annotation, biological process: DNA damage checkpoint signaling; positive regulation of transcription by RNA polymerase II. Gene Ontology annotation, molecular function: histone binding. The record is from RefSeq and is a predicted model, not a curated record. Gene Ontology annotation, cellular component: nucleus.